AUGGCCAAUGAAGAGAGGUCCACAGCCCAGUCAGGCAUCGGCACGCCCCCUCCCAUUGGAAACGACAACGCCGCUACGGAUCAUGUCACCAAGAACCCCUCUCUAAUGGAGGCUAACGAAUCCAAUGGUAAAGGCGACCUUCUACCUACCCCCGAAGAACAGAUCGAGGCUCUUGGUAUCGCCAACUGGCGUGAUCUCGAAAAGCAGGUCGUCAAGCGUCUUGACAUGACCCUCAUGCCAUGCUUAUGGGUACUCUAUCUUUUCAACUAUCUAGACCGAGCUUCUAUUGCACAAGCUCGCCUUAGUAGCCUGGAUGAAGAUCUCAAUCUUGAAGGCUACCAGUACGGGACUGCAGUAUCGAUUCUUAGUGUCGGAUACGUCCUCGGUCAAAUACCGUCCAAUAUGAUCAUUGGAAAAGUGCGACCCAGUCUCUAUCUUUGCUGUAUGGCUUUGGUCUGGUCUAGUGUCUCGGCAGCAACCUGUGGAGUCAAGAAUUACCAGGGACUCAUUGCCGUCAGAUUCUUCCUCGGCGUGGUCGAAGCACCUCUGUUCCCAGGUGCUAUCUACGUCAUGUCUUGCUGGUACACCCGAAAGGAAAUGGCGUUGCGCUGCGCACUAUUGUACACUGGCCAAACACUUGCUUUCUGCACCGCUGGUCUCAUUGCAGCAGCCGUAUUUGGAACCUUGGAAGGCAAGUAUGGCUUGGCAGGCUGGCAAUGGCUGUUCAUCGUUUUGGCGUCAACUGGUGCAGGCCUUGCCAUGAUUGCUCUCUUCAUUCUCCCAGAUUACCCCGAUUCCAAUACUGGUAGCGCCCGCUGGUCUAUGACGGAGGACAUGCGCAAAUUGGCUGCUGCUCGCAUCCUUGCCGAUCGUGUGUCAACUUCGGAAGCCACAGCUGGCGUUUGGGCUGGCCUGAAGAUGAGCAUUUUCGACUACAAAAUGUGGCUGCUUGUCGGCAUGAACAUCGGAAUCUCAGCUGCAUAUGGUUUCUCAAACUUCUUCCCAUCCAUCGUACGGGGAUUUGGCUACAACAACACAAUUACUCUAGUUCUUACUGCUCCGCCUUAUAUCUUUGCGGCUCUUGGUUCUCUCGUGAACGCAUGGCACUCUGAUCGGCAGAAGGAGCGCGGGUACCAUUUUGCCGGCCCCAUAGCUUUUGGUUGUAUCGGCUACAUCAUAUGCCUGGCUACCGAGAGCAAGACAGCACGAUACGCUGCUUCUUUUGUGUAUGUUGGGGGCAUGUACUUUGCAAACCCCCUCAUAUCAACAUGGACAUCCAACACCAUGGGUAGGACGCCAGAGAAGCGAGCCAUCUCCGUCGCACUAGUCAACGUGCUUGGUCAGAUUGGUAACCUGAUCGCUCCCUACUUCUUCGUUGACUCGGAUGAGCCGCGCUACCGGCUUGCCUUCAUCAUGAUGAUGGUUAUGGGCCUGAUUGCGUGUACGAGUGCCAUAAGCCUGAAGUUCUACCUUUACAAAGCGAAUCAGAGAUUGUACCGGGAGGCCGUUCGCAACGGAAGCGUGUAUAAUCCUUACGUUAUGUAA
Molecule: messenger RNA, 1545 nt
Organism: Colletotrichum paranaense
Lineage: Eukaryota; Fungi; Ascomycota; Sordariomycetes; Glomerellales; Glomerellaceae
Exons: 4
Coding region: 1-1545 (514 amino acids)
Biological process (GO): transmembrane transport
Cellular component (GO): membrane
Molecular function (GO): transmembrane transporter activity
Source: RefSeq, a predicted model, not a curated record